GUGUGACCUCUGACCUGGCUAGGUAGAUCCUGAGGAAACAAAUCAUUUGACAUACAGAAAAAGCAAUGCCGCACAUAUUGUUCCAGUUUUACUCUGAAGAGGGAUGAGACCAAGGUCAUCAUAUGAUCUUGGCUCUUAAUCAUUCAACUUGAUAAUCAUAAAGACUUGAGAAAUUAUAAGUGUUACUCCAUCCUGGAGUGGACGUCCAUCAGAAAACCCACACCUUCAUAACUUAUUCACUUCAUUUUCAGGUGUGAUGGUGAAAGAGGAGAGUGAAGAACUAAAUGAAGAUGAGGAGAAACAUCAGGUCAAAAGUGAAGAAGAAACUCAAUCAGAGACUGAAGAUGAUAUUGUAAUGAAAGGUUUGACCUGUACUCUGUGUGGAAAGACUUUGAAGCACAAAUACACUCUGAAGAGUCACAUGAUGAUCCACACUGGAGAGAAACCUUACAAGUGCUCGCACUGCGACAAGAGAUUCAGUCAUUCAGUAUACCUGAAAUCACACGAGAGGAUCCACACUGGAGAGAAACCGUAUCACUGCACUGAUUGUGGGAAGAGUUUCAGGAAUGCAUCUGCUCUACGAAAACACAAGAAAUUCUACCACAAGCUGAUGAAGGAAAGUGAAGAACCGAGUAAAGCCAUGAAGGUCCAUCGUAGCGUUCCUAAAAAGGAGAAAUGUUAUUUCUGCUCUGAGUGUGGUAAUAGUUUUGCACAUGUGGCAAUUUUAAGACAACACCAGGUGAUUCACACUGUAGAGAAACCUUACAAGUGUUCAUAUUGUGACAAGACAUUUGGCAGGUCAGAAUGCCUGAAAGCACACGAGACGAUUCACACUGGAGAGAAACUAUUCACAUGUGCUCAGUGUGGGAAGAGUUUCAGACGAUUAUCCAACUUUCGACAGCACUUUAGGAUCCACACUGGAGAGAGACCACACAAAUGCGAUCAAUGCGGCAAAUCGUUUACGAGGCCUUCAGAUCUGAAGUACCAUCUCAGAGUUCAUACUAACGAGAAGCCUUAUUCAUGUCCUGUGUGUGGGAAGAGCUUUACACAGCAGUGCUUUUUAAAUGCACACCAGAAGAUGCACACAGGGGUGAAAGAGUUUGUGUGCUCGGUGUGUGGGAAGAGUUUCAUAAGAGCUGGAGAAUUGAAACUGCACCUGGUGGUUCACACUGGAGAGAGACCGUACGAGUGUUCACUCUGCGACAAGAGAUUCAGUCAGUUACAAGGCUUGAAGAUGCAUGAGAGGAUCCACACUGGAGUAAGACCACACAAAUGUGAUCAAUGCGGUAAAACAUUUAUUAGGCCUUCAGAUCUGAAGAAACAUCUUAAAGUUCAUAUAAACCAGAAGCCUUAAGGUAGAGGUCUGCAGCCGCGGGAUCUGACCAGAUUUCUUUCGGUGCAGGAAUAAAUUUCCGAAUAAAUCGCGGAAGCGGUCGGUAACUGGUGUAAUUUGAAUGGGAGUGGGCGGUCUAACAAUAUCGCUCCUGACUCCCGAGCGAGCGAGCACGCGGGAUGCUGUGUUGUCGCCUGUUUGUUGCUGCCUAUGUGUGUAAAUGAGAGAGAGAGAGAGAGCGUGAUGCUGUGUGUUGCUAGCUUGGUGCUGUCUAUGUGUGUGUGUAUAUGUGUAAUACUUAAACCCCCCUGUUAGCGGGAAUGGUUACGGCAGGUAGAAAACGGGGCAGGUCGGACAGCGGGACUACAAAUGCUGGAUAUCGGUCGGGUUCGGACUAAAACCUGGCGGAUUAAAAAAUUUUGUCCUGCGCAGAUGUUUACCUUAAGGUAGAGCUGUAAUCGAGUCAUAAAAGUUUGGCCUGAUAGGGCCCUAGCUCGACAGAAUUCGGCCCGAGCCCAACAAGUAAAUUUUGAUUGACAGCUUUUGAAAAGCCCGAACCCGUUUACAGCCCGACGUUAUUCAAAUGUGCACAUGCACACAGCUCUUUUG
Molecule: messenger RNA, 1942 nt
Organism: Danio rerio (zebrafish)
Lineage: Eukaryota; Metazoa; Chordata; Actinopteri; Cypriniformes; Danionidae
Source: RefSeq, a predicted model, not a curated record